This is a messenger RNA of Hippoglossus stenolepis (Pacific halibut), 4441 nucleotides long. RefSeq names its product solute carrier family 41 member 2a (gene slc41a2a). Gene Ontology annotation, biological process: monoatomic cation transport. The record is from RefSeq and is a predicted model, not a curated record. Gene Ontology annotation, cellular component: plasma membrane. The coding region runs from base 222 to 1808 and encodes 528 amino acids. Lineage: Eukaryota; Metazoa; Chordata; Actinopteri; Pleuronectiformes; Pleuronectidae. The transcript has 11 exons. Gene Ontology annotation, molecular function: monoatomic cation transmembrane transporter activity.
AGGUUUGGGUAAUUCCACUGUGAAGACUCAGCACACCAAUCAGACGACGACAGUGGCCGCAAGGAAGAGUCCGUGUCAUCAGCAGUGGACUGUGAGAAGAACAGAUGCCUCUUCUCCUCCCAUGGUCUCACAUUAAGGCAAACUGUGUCUGACCAGUGAAAGGAUUUCUCAGGAGCCGGAGCAGCGGGAUUAACAUCCUGCCAAAAACCUCACUUCACAUCAUGGUUGUCUCGGAGUCCCAGGACGAUCAACAACCCAUAAGAAGCCCCGGUCAGCAGUCCAGAUCAAAUCCCUCCUCAUCCCAACACUCUGGAAGUCCACAACCAUACAGCUCCAAUGAGAACAUUCCACCGGUCGACACCAGUCUGCAAUACAAGCCUCGGGAGUUAACUGAGAUGGACUACCUGCUCCCCGUUAGACUCUACGGAAGUUCAAGGGUCAGCGAAUCCACGACAGAAAAGGAUGCAGUCGUCACGAGUGCACCUGCGGAGUCGGCGCGCUCCUUGUUGUCGCAGAUCCUGGUGCCGUUUCUUUUGGCCGGGUUCGGGACAGUCGCGGCCGGGAUGCUGCUGGACCAUGUUAAGGACUGGGACGUGUUCCAGGACGUCAAAGAAAUCUUCAUCUUGGUCACUGCUGUCUUAGGCAUGAAGGGGAACCUAGAAAUGACUCUGGCCUCGAGACUCUCCACUGCUGUAAAUGCAGGGAAAAUGGAAUCUGCCAGAGAAAAGUGGAUGAUUAUCGUUGGCAACCUGGCACUCAAGCAGCUGCAGGCCACAGUGCUGGGUCUGCUGGCCUCUGUGAUGGCGACUCUACUGGGCUGGAUGGUGGAAGGGGAGAUGACCUUCAAUCACGUUGUGCUUUUGUGUUCAACCAGUGUUUCCACUGCCUUCAUGGCUUCAAUGCUGCAAGGCAUCAUCAUGGUGGCAGUGAUCCUCGGCUCCAUGCGACUGGGGAUCAACCCUGACAACGUGGCGACACCCAUGGCCGCCAGCUUCGGGGAUCUCAUCACUCUGGCCCUUCUGGCCUUCAGCAGUCGGUGGUUCUACUCUAUCUCAGAGCUGCAGCCCUACGUGCUGUACCUGGUGGAUCUGUUGAUUUUGUGCCUGAUCCCUCUGUGGGUGGUGAUCUCCUCCAAACACCCAGCCAGUCACAUCCUGCUGCGCACAGGCUGGGAACCGAUCAUUACUGCAAUGGCCAUCAGCAGUAUUGGAGGACUUAUUCUGGACAUGUCAAUGUCAAAUCAAAACAUGGCAGGACUUAUAAUUUAUGCUCCAGUCAUAAAUGGUAUUGGAGGGAACCUCGUCUCCAUACAGUCGAGUCGGUUGUCUACUUAUCUGCAUUUGAACUUCCCAGCUGGAGAUCUUCCAGAGGAGCGAAGGGGCUGCUACAACCCAUUUCGCACCUUCUUUGGAUCAGGAGCAAACCAUCGCUCUGCCCGGAUCCUGCUUCUCUUGGUCAUCCCUGGUCAGUUCAUCUUCUUAUACACCAUCAACCUAAUGAAAGGAGACCCCAGGUUACCCGGUGCUGUCCUGACUGUCGCCUUCUUGUCUGCUUCCCUGAUUCAGGUCUUCUCUCUGCUGUGUACAGCCGACUGUAUGGUCCACUGGUUGUGGCGGAGGCGUAAAGACCCCGACAGUUACUCGAUACCCUACCUCACAGCCCUGGGAGACCUUCUCGGGACCUCACUCCUCGCUCUUGCCUUCCUCAUGCUGUGGUGCAUUGAUGACUCAGGCAGUGAGCUCAAAGCAAGAGGAACAACAUUGUAUUGCACCCUGUGCAAUACAACGAAAAAUUGCACAGGGUGGUGAAAUGUUUUUUAAAAAAGGACAGAGAAAGCAAAUAUUGAUUGAUGAAAGACGAUCAUCCAUUUCUUCAUUUCUUUGGCUCAUCAUGUUUGUCCUAAUAAUAUUUUUGCUCUUUCUCGGUUUCUAUAAUUUCACCUCCUGACACUAUGGAAGACACACCCGCUGCUUUUAUCUUUGCACGAUAACAGUAAACCUUCCUGGGAUUUUGGGAAGUUAAUCAAAACGCACAUGUCUGAUUCUGUCACAGCUGUAGCAAGCGAAAGCAAACACAAAGAGCUAAAUGCUGAAAACUUUAACCCAAACACCAUGUUAGCAGUAUUUCACAAAUAACUACAUGAUGAGGUUUCAGCAGUUUCAAUUUAGGGGACGGAUCAGGAUUUGCUAUUUUUAACAUUGCAACAUUUUUUUGAAUCUCUCAAGAACAAAAUGUAGAGAUCUUGAUGUAGAAUGUCAGUCUUUCUUGGAGGACUGAUAUCUAUGAGUGUGUGCAUUUUGGUGCAACUUGAUUGAAUUUAAAGGGACUGUUGGGCCUGGUUGGAGGUGUGUGCUCUACUGAGUACAAACAGAAAAUUCACAAGGGGGCUAGAAACACAGAUGCGCACAACUACACAACUCAAGGCUCAAACUGUUACAUGCACACUUGAAGUCUUUGCACACUAACUCUGUAUUUUUCAUCCAAAAAUUGUUGCACGUUUAAGAGUAAAUACGACCUCAUGUUGCAUCAAGCAUGUUUACACACUGACAUAUAAACUUUUGUCUUUUAAGAUUUUGGAGAAGGUUUGAUUUGCUGCGUUUUUCGCAUUUGUCAAAGGCUCCGAGAGAUUUGUUUUCUUCUUCUUUUUAAUGUUCAGUAUCAGUGCUGGUAGCGUAUCGAACUGGAUCUGACAUCCUGAGAUGGACUUGGAAGCAAUCAGGAUCAUUUUGCAGCUCUUUGAUCCGAGGAUGAAAUUCCUGUCGGCCUCUCAGGAUUGGAUGGACCAAAUGUUUUCCCUUUUUCAAGAAGUCAGAGGACCUCGAAAUCAUCCUCAACCUUGGACAAUAACCAAACGUUCUCUUCAAUUCUGGCUCAACUUGAACCUGACACUUCUCCUCUCUCCUCCUGCCAAUGGAUCUUCUCUUGGGGACCAAUUGCACAUUCCUAAAACAUUCCUGGAACAUCUAUUCAUCCUGUCGCUGCACAUGGAGUGAGGACCGCUUGUGUAAACAAAUUCACUGUGACCUUAAGAAAUAAGUAUACAUGAACAUAUUCAUACAACCACACAAGUAUCUUUGAGACCUAUGAGAGAAAUUGUGAUUAGUGAACACAGAUUUAAUUGAUUGAUUGAUUGAUAUUAGAUAUACAACAGAGGAAGCUGAAAGCACAAUAUAUGCCAAGAACCUAAACAGUCCAUUUGGUUAAUAUAAAACUGUUUUUUAUCUCAGGUUACUUUAUAGUGGGCAUACAUUUCUUUCUGUAAGUGUAGCUGAGCAUCUGCAGAUGGACUCACAGCACAGUCAAACACAUGAGAUGCACAAAUGACUGUGUUUUCUAUUUGCUGGUGAGUCACAUAUAACCUGGAUCGCAAGUUACACAUGUUCUUGAGCCGUUCAGGCCAUCUCAUCCUGUUCCGUCCUUGCAUAUGGAGAAAGGCACUAACAGCUUGCUGGAACCUCACUUCUCGCUCUUGCCUUUGUGGAAGAAAGUACAUUUUGUAGUGGAAAAGUAAAUUUUUAACUCUGUGGUCUGAACCUCUUUAGAUGACUUACCUUUAGAUGACUUAUUAACCGUCUAAUUUUCAGACCCUGUUUUAAGACUGCGCCUAUGCAGAACCAGUCUGAACUGGCUCAGGCAACAGCCUUAGUUCUCUUAUACAGGAUGUUUGCAUUUGACUGUUCUUUAUCGACAUUCUGAGAUCCUUGUGACUCUGUGUUGAUCCUUUCUGCAGAAAGCUCUUAAUAAAAUACACAAUGACAAUUUGGUAAUCCAGCCUCUUGUAUUUUUAGAUUUCCAUCACACCUUCCUCAUGCUGUGGUGCAUUAGUGACCCAGGCAGUGUAUGAGCUCAAAGCAAGACGAUGUCUGAGGAAGAACAAAUACAACGCAAGAUAUCAUGUGGUGGUAAAACAAGAACAGAGAGAGUCGAUAUUGUUCGCUUUCAUCUCUCAGAUCACUGGAGGUCUGGGUUGAGAUUGAGAGGGCUUUUCCUUUGACAGUGUGAAUGCAAAUGUCUCCUGGGCAACAUUUGCAUUCACACUGUCAAAGGAAUGUGUCCCAGAUAGGGUUUAGAAGAAUACAAAAGAUCUUCCAUUAUAAGAGCCUGUAGUGGAAAAAUAACUAAGUGUGGUUGAAACCUAUUUUGUAGUUGAAAAGUAAGUUUUUGCAGACCUGUCUAAAUACUUUUAUGACCUGAACUGUUUAUGAUCUGAACUUUUAUGACCUGAAACCUUUAUGACGGUUUUAUUACUAUCUCCAAAGGAACCAUAUCUAAAUCUGUUCACUGUUAUAUCUAAAUCUGUUCAACCAGUCUGAACUGGCUCAGACAAAGAGCCUUGAUUCUCCUAUAUAAGAUCCCUCCAUCUUCACUCUGAGAUCCCUGUGACUCUCUGUGUUGAUCCUUUCUGCAGAAAGCCCAUAUUAAAAGUCGGCUUCUAACACGU